Messenger RNA from Caretta caretta (loggerhead turtle), 3517 nucleotides. RefSeq names its product nuclear factor kappa B subunit 2 (gene NFKB2). NCBI's taxonomy places the organism in Eukaryota, Metazoa, Chordata, Testudines, Cheloniidae. Gene Ontology annotation, biological process: regulation of DNA-templated transcription; signal transduction. Gene Ontology annotation, cellular component: cytoplasm. Gene Ontology annotation, molecular function: RNA polymerase II cis-regulatory region sequence-specific DNA binding; DNA-binding transcription factor activity, RNA polymerase II-specific; protein binding. The record is from RefSeq and is a predicted model, not a curated record.
GCCGUACAGGGAGAGGAGAAUUUCCCUUCUUUGCCGGAAAGGGGCAAAGUUCAGGCCGGGGCAAUUUGCUCAGGCUGCAGGAGUCCAAGCCCAGAGUGGCACCGCCCCGUGAAAGCAGCUCCUGCAGCAAGGGGAGGGGAGCGCCUGCCCUCGGGCUCCCUGCUCCUCUGCUCGGCCCCCCAGCUCGGCUGCAGCUCCGCUCCGACCGGCCUCCCAAGGGGGCUGCGCCGGGUCCCCGGGCUGGUGGGGCCCGCGCACCCUGGAACGCGAGUGGGACCGGGACCGGGGAGGCUCCGCCCCGGCUGGUCCCGUGGCGCGGGAGGCCGGGCUCCGGAAUCCCCAGGAGGCGGGGUCAGAGACGGGACUUUCCUGGGCCAGCGGGAGCGAGGAGCCGCAGGGCCCGGCCCAGGUCCCGGUCCCGCAGUGCAGCCCGGCUCCGCCAUGGACGAGCCCUACAACGCGUGCCUGGAUGGGAUCGACUAUGACGACUUCCAGUUCAGCUCCCACAUGAUGGAGCAGAAGGAACCGCUGAUGGAGACGGCCGAAGGUCCGUAUCUCAUCAUCAUCGAGCAGCCCAAACAGCGCGGGUUCCGGUUCCGGUACGGCUGUGAAGGCCCCUCACAUGGUGGGUUGCCCGGAGCAUCCAGUGAGAAGGGACGCAAGACUUACCCCACUGUCAAGAUCUGCAACUACGGAGGCGUGGCACGGAUCGAGGUGGACUUGGUGACCCACAGCGACCCUCCACGAGUGCAUGCUCACAGCCUGGUGGGGAAGCAGUGCAACGAGGCUGGCAAUUGCAUCGUGACCGUGGGACCUAAGGACAUGACAGCACAAUUCAACAACCUUGGGGUGCUCCACGUGACCAAGAAGAACAUGAUGGAGAUCAUGAAGGACAAGCUGAAGCAGCAGAAGAUACGCAAUAGAAAUCAGGCACUGACCGAGUCUGAGCUGCGUGAGAUUGAGGUGGAGGCAAAGGAGCUGAAGAAGGUGAUGGACCUGAGCAUCGUGCGCCUCCGUUUCACUGCCUACCUCCGUGACAGCAAUGGGAACUUCACGCUGCCCCUCAACCCUGUCAUCUCAGACCCGAUUCAUGACAGCAAGUCACCUGGGGCUUCCAACCUGAAGAUCUCACGGAUGGAUAAGACGGCUGGCUCGGUGCGGGGAGGGGACGAGGUCUACUUGCUGUGCGAUAAAGUUCAGAAAGAUGACAUCGAGGUGCGGUUCUACGAGGAUGAUGAGAACGGCUGGCAGGCCUUCGGGGACUUCUCCCCUACGGAUGUUCACAAGCAGUACGCCAUCGUCUUCCGCACGCCGCCCUACCACAAGCCCAAGAUCGAACGCCCCGUCACUGUCUUCCUGCAGCUGAAGCGGAAGCGUGGGGGGGACGUGAGCGACUCCAAGCAGUUCACCUACUACCCAGUGGUGGAAGAUAAGGAGGAGGUGGAGAGGAAGCGGAAGAAGGUGCUGCCUCAGUUCCCCCAGCACUUUGGUGGGGGCUCACACAUGGGAGGGGCCGGCGGGGGAAGCAGUGGCUUUGGCUCUGGUGGAGGUGGAAAUCUAAACUAUCCAUACUCCUCGGGGCUGACUUACAACAACAUCUACUCAUCUGGCCCCCACCCUGUGGGCGGCUACCAAGGUGGGGUGCAGAUGACCAGGGCCACCAAGAUGGAAGAGGAAGAGGAGGGGAAUGGCAAGCACCUGCCUGCGGAGACUGGGAAGCAGCCCUGCCCUCCAGAGGACAGCCACCGGCAAGAGCUGCAUCACCACGCCCAGCUCUGCAGCAUGAGGAUGCUGGCUCUGGCUCAGCGCAGCGCCCAUGCCCUGCUGGACUAUUCGGUCACUGCUGACCCACGCAUGCUGCUGGCCGUGCAGCGGCACCUGGCCGCCUCCCAGGAUGAGAACGGAGACACGCCUUUGCAUCUUGCCAUCAUCCAUGAGCAGACGACGGUGAUCGAGCAGCUGAUCCAGGUCAUCCUCAGCAUCCCCAACCAGCAGAUCAUCAACGUGGCCAACCACUUGCAGCAGACUCCCUUGCACCUGGCAGUUAUCACCAAGCAGCACCAGGUGGUGAGGUUACUGCUGCAGGCCCAGGCAGACCCCACCCUGCUGGAUCGCUACGGCAACUCGCUGCUGCACCUGGCACUCCAGACAGGCGAUGAGGCCAUGCUGAAGACGUUGCUGGGGCACCUGGACUCCUCUGGCCCCUGUCUGCUCAGCACACCCAAUUAUCAUGGCUUGCUCCCCGUGCACCUGGCUGUGAGGGUGAAGAGCCUGGCCUGCCUGGACUUGCUGGUGAGGAUGGGAGCAGACGUGAAUGCCGUGGAGCGGCAAGGUGGCCGGACGCCCCUGCACCUGGCCGUGGAGAUGGAGAACCUCAACGUGGCCGGCCACCUGGUUAAGAAGCUGGGAGCGGACGUCAAUGCUCGGACGUUUGCUGGAAACACCCCUCUGCACCUGGCUGCAGGCCUGGGCUCCCCCAUCCUCACCAAAAUGCUCAUCAAAGCAGGAGGGGAUGUCCUCUGUGAGAACGAUGAGCCGGUGAGGUCGUCCUCGUCUGAAGCCAGCAGCGACACGGACAGUGGGCCCGAGGAGCAGGAGGCAGACAUGGAGCUGGGAGAUUCGGACACAGAGCGCACAGAUACCAGCACCGCUGCUGAGCACAGAAGCAGGGAGCCUGGCACUCGGGGUGCAAGGCAGCGGCGGAGACACACACCGCUUGACUUAACCAGGAGCCACAAGGUGCGGCAGAUCUUGCUGCAUGCCUCGCUGCAGGGCCCGGAGUCGGAGCAGCCUGCUGCCCCCAGGCCAGGGACCACCCUGUCACUCGACAGCAACACCCUGCAGGGCCUGGAGCAGUUACUGAACCAGGACCGCAGCGGCUCGGACUGGACUGAGCUGGCCCAGAGACUGGGCCUGCGCAGCCUGGUGGAGACGUACAAGGACACAGCCUCCCCCAGCGGGAGCCUCCUGCUCAGUUAUGAGCUCGCUGGCGGCAGCCUGGGGGGCUUGAUGGAGGCACUGGACUCCAUGGGGCUCAGCGAGGGAGUGAGGAUGCUUCGCAAAGCAGAGACAGCUGACAAGCUGCAAAGCACAGAGCUCAAGGAGGACAGUGCCUAUGGGAGCCAGUCAGUGGAAGAGGAGCAGCCGCCGGCCCCACCGCAGAAGUUGCACCCGCUGCCCUCUGCUGAGCUGCUUGGUGAGCCCCCUCACAGCCAGCAGCAGCAGGUGCAUUGACCUGCCGGUGCCUCCCUCUGGUCCCGGGGUAGCCCGGCUGUGACUGACAAUUUGGAGGGAAAGAGCUGCGGCAGGCUCGGAGCCCCCGCACUGCCCACGGAUUGAAUACAAGUGCCUCUUGGCCCCAGAAUGGGCUGCCCAUGCCUCUUCGACUCUCCUCUGGUAGGGCUGGCCGCAGCCUGGCAGGCCCUGCUGUGCAGAACCCAGCCCCCUCUCUGCUCUUAUUUAAAGAUCCCUCAUCAGGUUUCUUGGUUUAGGUGAAUAAAGGGUGUGACUCCUAGAA